Cataglyphis hispanica is the source of this 1370-nucleotide messenger RNA. RefSeq lists its product as uncharacterized. Bases 118 to 807 code for a protein of 229 amino acids. Lineage: Eukaryota; Metazoa; Arthropoda; Insecta; Hymenoptera; Formicidae. The record is from RefSeq and is a predicted model, not a curated record. The transcript is spliced from 5 exons.
AACGAAACGUCGCCGCACACACAACUCGAUAAUAAGCUAAUAUAAUUUCACGAAAGGAGAACAUAUAUAUUUGCUUAUACUAAAAAAUCUUAUCAUAAAAUACCAUAAUAUGUAAAUAUGAAUUCGCGUAGCAUUAGUGCUCUUGUUUUGAUAUAUCUUGUUCGUGAAGCCAUCGCUGUCCGUUCAAGCAUUGCUGUACCCAGAGGAUUUCUAAUUUAUAGAACGAUUUCGAUUACUCAACGAUCUUGCAAUUGCUUGAUGUCCUUCUCCUGUUCUUGCUGUCAAAAUGUGAUCAUCCGAUAUACGAAAGAGAAGAAGGAUCUAUGCGUGAAUUUCACGUAUCAGCGAAACGGAUUGAAUGUGGAUGUCACGUUGAGUUCGGACACAAUCAGCGCCAGAACAAUCACGAAUUUUAAAGCGUUGCAAUUUUGCGUGCACGUCCCCGGUAGCUUGUUUUCAUCUGCAUGUAUUAACAUGUUGGAGUUGAACCUAUUUCCUACAUCCAUCACGGUUCGCCCUCGUCUGGACAUUUAUGCCACGAAACAACUUUGGCAGAUCAAUUACAACUGUAUAAAUGUAUCAAUGGAGCUACCGAUGAUGCCGGUGAAUAACACGACGAGAAUGGCAGAUAUGACGAAUGAAGAAACGUCCACGGCAGAAAACGAACAAAUGGAACCAUCAAUGGAAUCAUCAAUGACGUCGGGAGAAACGAUGACUACGCAAACGUCGGAAGCAAAUGGAAUGGCAGAACAAUUGAAAGAAAUAACUGAAGUAUCAGAACUUAUUUUGAAAGAAACUGAAUUAUAAAAAAAAGAUUAAUUUAUUAACAAUAAAAGGAAUUUAUCACACAACUAAAUUAUCAUAAUUAAAUGACAAUUUCAAUCAAUUCGAUGGUCAGAGGCCGAUUUAAACAGUCGUUCAUAUCACGAUCAUUCUAAAUCUAAAUCUUUCCAAGAGAAGUCAAGGAGGAGAUAUCGUUGCCAAUUUUCCUCGAGUGGUCGCGCUUAUGUCGAUAUAUGUAUCGUUUUUUCUUUCUCAUUGAAAAUUACACUUAUUCCGAAACUAAAACUCGUCGCGGCAACUACGAUAUCGCUACUGUUAUCCUUGCUUAUUGAUCGCGUUAUCAAACCUUGGCAGCGAUAAUUAUUGUUGCAAAAUUAAAUUGUUUGUGACUAUUCUCAGAAUAUGUAGUUUUGCAAUCUUUUAGAUAAUUGUAAGUAGAUUACAUUUUCCGAAUGAGAGCUCUGGAAAAUUUCAUCUGUUUGAAAUUGCAAAUGUUGUUUCUGUGAUGUGAAUUGUAUAUAAGAAACUCUUUGUGUGUGUGAGAUGUGUUUUUCGAUAGACUUUUCAAAAACUGUUUCAAAAAUUUA